This is a messenger RNA of Alnus glutinosa, 1865 nucleotides long. Its product is annotated as F-box/kelch-repeat protein At1g67480. Bases 527 to 1684 code for a protein of 385 amino acids. Gene Ontology annotation, molecular function: protein binding. The transcript has 4 exons. NCBI's taxonomy places the organism in Eukaryota, Viridiplantae, Streptophyta, Magnoliopsida, Fagales, Betulaceae. The record is from RefSeq and is a predicted model, not a curated record.
CGGCUGUCGCUUUUAUCUUCCUUGCUAUUUUGGGUUCUAUAAAUUCUAUCUUUCGCUGCCUCGCUAGUCACCAACUCGUAUGUCCUCCUAAUUCCCUUGGAUAAUUUACUGCUCUCCAGGCUCAGAUUAUCCUUGAAUUGAAUCAAAUGGAAGUUACAGGGGGUUAAGACUUGCUGGUUUUUAUGGCCUUGACUGAUAUUUGGGCAAUGUGUGGAGGAAGGGACAACGUUGGCUUCAAUAAUAUUCUGCAUAGGAGAACAGAAAGAAACUACAGUAAGAGCAAAGCUUUUGGUAUGGAAUUUGAAUCAGACUGGACGAAACAUAGAAAAUCCUCGGCAUUUACAGCUCAAGUGAUUCGUUCUGCAACCUCUUUUAUGCCUUGGUCUUGUAGAAUCCCUAUUGGUGAAGGAUAUCAUGAAUUUCUUUAAUUAAAAUUCUGUCUUUCAAUCAUAUUUUACAAUCUUUGGGUGAAAAAGUUGACAAAAAAACGAGAAUCAUUCAUAUCUUUCGCUUCUCAGUUCAGUCAAUGCUGGGGUUUGUGAGUGGAAAGAAGAGAUUAACAGAACCGAAUAUGUGUUUCUCCAAUUCAGUCAAGCAAAAUGUACCGGCUUGUUCGAAAAGCAAUCCUUGUUUCUCUUCUCAGGUUGCUUAUGAUCUUGACAGCCCCAUUCUAGCUGGGCUGCCUGAUGAUGUAGCAAAGUAUUGCCUUGCACUUGUUCCUCGUUCCAACUUCCCAGCUAUGGGAGGUGUCUGCAAAAGGUGGAGGUCAUUUAUUCAAAGCAAAGAAUUCAUCACUGUGCGGAAAUUAGCUGGGGUGCUAGAGGAAUGGCUCUAUGUCUUGACUAUGGAUGCUGAAGGGAAGGAAAGCCACUGGGAGGUUCUGGAUUGUUUGGGACAUAAACACAGGCUUCUUCCAACAAUGCCUGGUCCAGUGCAAGCUGGGUUUGGGGUGGUUGUUCUUAAUGGAAAGCUUCUUGUCAUGGGUGGCUAUUCCAUGAUUGAUGGGAUUGGCUCUGCCUCUGCAGAUGUUUACCAAUAUGAUUCCUGCCUCGACAGUUGGAGUAAAUCAGCAAAGAUGAAUGUGGCUCGGUAUGACUUUGCAUGUGCAGAGGUUAAUGGUAUGGUUUAUGCAGCUGGAGGCUAUGGUAUGGAUGGCGACAAUCUAUCUAGUGUGGAGGUGUACGACCCCGAUACUGACAAAUGGACCCUUAUAGAAAGUCUUCGCCGCCCAAGGUCGGGUUGCUUUGCCUGUGGGUUUGAGGGAAAGCUGUAUGUCAUGGGUGGAAGAUCUAGCUUCACAAUUGGAAACUCUAGGUUUGUUGAUGUGUACAACACUGAGAGGCGCACCUGGUGUGAAAUGAAGAAUGGUUGUGUCAUGGUCACUGCUCAUGCUGUGCUGGGAAAGAACCUCUUUUGUAUGGAGUGGAAGAACCAGCGGAAACUGGCAAUAUUCACUCCAGAUGACAAUUCGUGGAAGAUGGUACCAGUUCCAUUGACAGGGAGCUCGUGUAUCGGCUUUCGAUUUGGAAUACUGGACGAAAAAUUAUUGCUCUUCUCACUGCGGGAUGAACCCGGUUACCAAACUCUGUUGUAUGACCCAAAUGCAUCCCCUGGCUCAGAGUGGCAGACUUCUGAUAUAAAGCCGUCUGGUUUGUGCUUGUGCAGUGUGACAAUCAAGGCCUAGAAGCUCUCUUCGGAAAUUGAGGAUCUUCUCAGGAGUCUUGAAUGUAUCUUUAUAUGUAUUCUGUUUGUGGAUUCCAACUUUUCAAAACGUUUCUUAUGCCUAUUGUUAAAUAGGUUUUAUCUGGUAGGCUUAUUCUUGGGUGCAAGAGUGUUUCAUGAAGAAUAAAAACCUGAUUUACGUA